This is a messenger RNA of Rubroshorea leprosula, 1091 nucleotides long. The record is from the annotation of a GenBank genome assembly. Lineage: Eukaryota; Viridiplantae; Streptophyta; Magnoliopsida; Malvales; Dipterocarpaceae.
GUGAUUUAGCUAUUAUAUAUUUGCAUCCCCAAAAUAAUUUUGCAAUCAAAAUUGUUAAUAUGGCGACCGACAAUGAUGUCCGCAAGUCCCAACGUGCUACGAUCAUGGCCAUCGGCACCGCCACUCCGACCAACCGUGUGGAUCAGAGCACUUAACCCGGAUUUCUAUUUCCGGAUUACCAACAGCGAGCACAAGACUGAGCUUAAAGACAAAUUCAAGCGCAUUUGUGAGAAAUCUAUGAUUAAUAAGCGUCAUUUGUUGCUGACGGAAGACAUACUCAAAAAGAAUCCAAAUAUUUGUUCAUACAAGGCUCCUUCACUAGAUGCCAGGAUGGAUAUUGUGGUGGUAGAGGUGCCAAAGAUGGCUAAAGAAGCAGCCGUCAAAGCUAUUGAGGAAUGGAGCCAGCCUAAGUCGAAGAUCACUCACCUCGUCUUUUGCACCUCUGCUGGUGGCACUGCACUCCGCAUAGCAAAGGACAUAGCAGAGAACAACCAGGGUGCUCGUGUCCUUGUUGUCUGCUGCGAGAGUACUAUCCUCACGUUUCAUGGACCUGUCGAGUCCUACCUUGACAAUCUCGUGGGUCAGGCAUUGUUUAGCGAUGGUGCAGCCGCUGCUAUUGUUGGUUCAGACCCAGUACCUGGAAUUGAAAGGCCGUUGUUUGAAUUAGUUUCCGCAAGCCAAACUAUCAUACCAAACAGCGAAGGAGCUAUAGGCGGACCGGCAGUCGUGGACCAAGUGGAGGCCAAGUUGGGUCUGAAACCCGAAAAGUUACAUGCUUCAAGGCAUGUCCUAGCUGAGUAUGGCAACAUGAUUGGUGCAUGUGUGUUAUUCAUUUUGGAUGAGAUGAGAAAGAAGUCAGCUGAAGAAGGGCUUAGGACCACAGGUGAAGGGUUGGACUGGGGCGUGCUCUUAGGGUUCGGGGCCGGUCUCACAAUCGAGACUGUAGUCCUCCAUAGUGUGUCUACUUGAAAGACACUGGUAUGCAUGACAAACUUGCGUGUCCCUUGACCUUGGGCAUGAUAUUUGUUUGGUCUAAAUAAUAGUGUACUAAUAAUGUGUGAAACAUUCAAUAAUUAAGAAUUUAAACUUUU